GCGCGGCGCGGAGGGGGAGGGCCCGCCGGGGCAGGAAUGCGCGGCGGGCGGCGCAGGAGGCGAGUGGAGGAACAUGUAAGGGCACAUCCCUCGAGCUGCCGCCCAGCGCGCAGGCAGAGCCCAGCGGAGCGAGCGGGCGAGCGUGGUGCCAGUGCGCAGCCGGGCUCUCGGACCGGGAAGCCACCGGGGCACCGGGCAGUGGCCGGGCGGGGCAGCUCGCGCGGGGCGGCGGAGGGGCCGGAGCGGGGCUGCGGGCGCCGAGCGGACGGCGGUGGCCCGAGGACUGCGCGGCGGGCGCACCGGACGGCCGGGGCGCAGGUGGCAGGGCGCGCGGCCAGCCGGCCCCGGGCGCCAGAAUCCGGCGCUGCCGAGCCGGGGAGGGCGCAGCGCCCACCGCAGCCUGCAGUUUUCCCGGGACGUCUGGGCGCCCAUGACGGCGGCGGCGACUGUGCUCAAGGAGGGCGUGCUGGAGAAGCGCAGCGGCGGGCUGCUGCAGCUGUGGAAGCGGAAGCGCUGUGUGCUCACCGAGCGCGGGCUGCAGCUCUUCGAGGCCAAGGGCACCGGCGGCCGGCCCAAGGAGCUCAGCUUCGCCCGCAUCAAGGCCGUGGAAUGCGUGGAGAGCACCGGGCGCCACAUCUAUUUCACGCUGGUGACCGAGGGAGGCGGCGAGAUCGACUUCCGCUGCCCCCUCGAGGAUCCCGGCUGGAACGCCCAGAUCACCCUGGGCCUGGUCAAGUUCAAGAACCAGCAGGCAAUCCAGACUGUGCGGGCCAGGCAGAGCCUCGGGGCCGGGACCCUCGUGUCCUAAACCGCACAACUUGCCAUCUUACCUUCAUGCUCCGCACCCUCCCCACCACGUGGUGUACGGAGGUCAAGUCAGCUCUCCUGCCCCUUUUGGCUCAUGGGAGCAGGACUGUGCUCCAUAUGUCGAGGCGGAAGCCAUGGUCACGUGGAGGAGACGCUGGAGCUGAAGGAAUGGAUGGGGCCCGGGGAGGAGGGCAGAAGGCCAUGUGGGGCUGAGGAUGAAGAUUCAGCCCCUGGACACUCUCAGAGUCUCCGGACAUUCCCAGCUCAGGGCUUUGCAGCCACAGCCUGACGUACAGAUGGUGAUGGAGAGCUGGCAUCCAAGCACCCUCCCCUCGGCGGCCCCGUCAUCUGGUCGCAGACUGUUGUUAGUCCCCAGCUUGUGCCGUGCCGCGAGGAGGACAUUUCCCCAUGGGGUGCCAAGCCAGUGCCUCAGGACUCAGGAGGCCAGGCUGGUACCCCGGGGAGGAACCAGCCUGGCAUCACUUCUGGAUUCACCUUGGUGGGGGGAGCUGAUGGGCCCUGAGGCCCACACUUGAGGGUCUCCUGCUGCUUAGGUCCUUCUGGGACCCCCACCCAUCCAGGCCUUCUCUUUGCACACUUCGCCCCCCACCUCUUGCCCAUCUUCCCCCCCACUGUGGUGCUAGGCCUGGAGGUGGUGGGGGUGGGGUGGGGGUUUGGCCAUUACCAUUUCAUGCCUAUCCCAAAAUGAAGAGUCCCCGCAAAGGGCAGUGACCACACCGUUUGCUGAAUGGAGUUCUUUGCCCACAAAGACCCAGUGCUUGGAGCAUCCCUCUCCUACCCCUGCUUCUCCACUCCAUAACCCAUUCUGAGAUCUCCGGCCUGGGUGGGGAGAGACACUGCAGCCCUAGGAGGCACGACCUCAGUGGUCCUAGGAAGGAGGGACCGUAAGGCCUGGACUGAGGGAUGUUCUACUGGCCAACUCAGUCUAUGUAGCUGCUUUUCCAGAAGGCCAUGCCGCCCCUGCCAUCCUGGGAGGUGGCUCAGCUUUCUGAGCAGAGUUGGCCUCCCUGUCAUUUACAUACUCAGGCUUCACACAUUUAUGCAGUAAGUAUUCCUUGCUGGAUGGUUUAAAAGGAAUGAUUACAGCACGGGAAAAGCUGAAGUACAGAGAAAUAGCUGCCUGAGUUACACAGAAAUUCAUCGGGUAACCCUCGAGAUCUUCCCAUGUUGUGGUCAGCAGUUUACUCUGCCCUCCUUUCCUCCAUUGCCCACCACGUCUGGCCUUCCCUGUGGCAAAGCAGUGGCCUACUUCAGAGUCUCCAGAAGGAACGAGGGGGCUGUGUGGCCCCCUUCAACAAUUUGAAGUCUCUUUAAUAACCUCUUUGUGCUUCUGACCUGUUUUGUUCCCCAUCAGAUUUCUCCUACUGUCCAGCCAAGACCUCCCCAUCCUAUGUCCCAGUACCUUAGAGUCCUCGGGAGUGCCUUGUUCAUCUGCUACGAGCACCGCAUCUCACAAGGGACAAAGAACUUACAAAUUACAAGAGAGUUUUGACAAAUAUCUCAUUUAUUACCUCA
Messenger RNA from Felis catus (domestic cat), 2343 nucleotides. RefSeq names its product pleckstrin homology like domain family A member 3 (gene PHLDA3). The transcript has 2 exons. NCBI's taxonomy places the organism in Eukaryota, Metazoa, Chordata, Mammalia, Carnivora, Felidae. Gene Ontology annotation, cellular component: plasma membrane. Bases 431 to 808 code for a protein of 125 amino acids. Gene Ontology annotation, molecular function: phosphatidylinositol phosphate binding. The record is from RefSeq and is a predicted model, not a curated record. Gene Ontology annotation, biological process: intrinsic apoptotic signaling pathway in response to DNA damage by p53 class mediator; negative regulation of phosphatidylinositol 3-kinase/protein kinase B signal transduction; positive regulation of apoptotic process.